CAGCCAUGAUGGGGGGGCUGGAGUGGGGCCAGUCCUGGGAGCCGGACCAAGCCCUGGGCAGCGGGGCGGCCAAGAGUGCAUGUUCAAAAGCUGUACAGACAAGCUUUAAAAGUAGAAGAUGGCUGACCUGUCCAGAUAGUUUUGACUCCUCAGAUGAUCCAGUUUCGUCCUUGGCAGUCAAUUCACCAUCAAAAUGUUCCCCCAGUGCGAGGAAACAUUACAGGAAAUCCCAUUAUGGCUUGUACACUCAUCUGAAUCGCCUUCAAGGUGGGUUGGAUGCCUUCUCUGAAAUAAGCCCCUUGGUGACAGAAGAAGAGUCGAUCGAGGAUGAUCAGAGAGUCAGUCUAAUUCAGAAUAUAGUCACACGCGCCGAAACAGAUGUCACCUUGCCAUCUAGCUUGGCUGGCAACCCCGUGACCCGUGGCGAAUAUUAUGGAGACACAGGUGAAUCCCCACCGAAGCACGCCUGCCAGCCGGCCCCUAAAAUAGCAACCAAGACGAGCUUAUUGCCAUCAUACAUCAAUCAGAUUUAUGAUGAAUUAUUGCUGAUACAUCAGAAGCUGCAGCACGAAACAGCAGCCCAGCAAGAGUAUGCACUCCAGCUUCAAAAGAAAGAAGAAUUUUUAAUGGAAAAGGAGGAGACGCUACUUCAACACGAAGCCGCCCUGACUGAAAUCCAAGGUGUUGAAGAGGAAAUUCAUGCUAAAUUUCAAAUUUUAAAGGAGGAACACAGUGCGGAGGUGAAACACCUGUCGGAAGCCCUUAAGGAGAAGAUUAAGGAAAAUAAAAGGCUCAAGUCUUCUUUUGACACCUUGAAAGAAAUGAACGAUUCCUUGAAAAAACAGCUGAAUGAGGCAAGUGAAGAGAACAAGAAAAUGGAAGUCCAGGCCAAAAGAGUUCAAGCAAGAUUAGAAAACUUACAGAGGAAGUACGAGUUUUUGACCGUCCAGAAGUCCAAAGAUGUUCCCCAGGCGGUCCCCGCGAUGAAAGCGGUGAAGCAAGAAAAAGCCCCCACUUCAAGAACUUGUAAGGUGCCAUUUAAUACCCAACUUUAUGAGCUUUUAGCAGCUCUUAUGGACUGGAUCUCCGAGCAUCAGCUUAGCCAACUCAGACAAGAAGAAAGAAAAGGAGACGGCCAGAAGCCCCUCUGCGUCCUUUCCUCCCACAAAAACUACAUCCACGAGAAGUGUGCCAAGCUUUUGCCAGUGAUCGCAGAGCAGCUGCAGUGGAUGCCGUUUGUGAACCCCAAGCUGCAUGAACCGGUUGUGAAAUUUAUUUACUGGGCUGUGAGGCAGUUAGAUAGUGGAACACAGCACACAACUCUGACCUCUACUCUGAGGAGACUCGGCGAAGACCUGUUCAGAGGAGUAGUAACCAGAGGAGCUCCCAGUCCCACAGAGCCAUCGCCCGAGGGGAAACCGAGGGCAGCGGCCUUUUUCAAGAGCUCCAGUUUCCCUCUGAGAUUUCUCUCCACCUUAGUCAUCCUCAAAACAGUCACUCAAGCGGAUUACCUGGCUCAGGCAUUCGACUCUCUGUGUUUGGACUUGAAGACGGAUGAAGGGAAAGCCUUAUUUUUGGAGUGUCAAGCCGUGCCACUCAUUUUAAAUCACCUGAGAAUAUCCAGUAAAGGACUGCUGUCGAAUGUCAUUGACAGUUUGCUUCAGAUGACGGUGGAGUCAAGAUCCUUGCAGCCUUUCUUAGAAGCGUGUAGCAACGAGUUAUUUUUCCGGACCUGUUCCGUGCUGCUUCGGAACCCUAGGCUUGAUAUGCAGAUAUUGGAAAAGCUCAGCAUCCUACUGCAGAAGCUCUCCAAAAUAAAGAGUAACAAGAAGCUGUUUGAACUUUUUACGAUUCACCUGCUGCUUCAGGAGAUUCAAAGGACGGCGCAUCCAGACAACGCUUUUCUCAGCAUCAACCUCAAUUCAACGCUCUUCAACCUGGGGUUGACCAAGUGCGGCUCCAUGGCCACCACCGCAGUCCGUUAGGAGGCAUUUUUUACUGCGGUUUUGCGUCCACACUCGCGAUGUAUUUUGUCUGAGGAAAAAUGAACCAGAACGACAGAGACUCCUGUCAGCGAGUGGAAGGUGUGGGGUUGUUUUUUUUUUUUUAACACUUGAACAUUUUUAACCCAGUUACCACAGCCUCGACAGGUAAAGUUCACACAGGCCUCUCAGGAAAACGCUAGUUUUGAAUUGAUUACCUUGAUUUGAAUUGUUUUGUUGAUUCGAUUGAAUUGACUUGAUCUGAAUUGUUACCUUUAGAAUAAGCUGAGGAAGAAGCAUCGGGGUGGAGGGAAUCCAUUGUCUUUUCCUGAAGCGACAACAGCUCUCUUGAGGUUGUGGUUUGGUGUGCGGCCCCUUCUCCGUGCUGAGGAAACGGAAUGACUCCCCCUCCAUUCCCGAAGAGAUUUCCCGACAGGAUCCUCCUCUACGUGCGACUCAAGACAGCUGAAAAUUUCACCCUUUCAGAACUGUUUUCCUCCAAAGAAUAACAUUUUGAGUCCUAUUCAGAAAUAGGGAUAUUUCCGUUCCCUGAGGCACAGUGGAAUUUAAAGGCUUUCUUGUACUGUUGGCUCUCAGUGCUUUACUUCAUCCUUUAGCGGUCGGGUUCUUUCAAAAUUUGAGCCUACAAAAAGAGGCACGAGCAGAUAAAUACUCUGAGAAAGUCGUAUCCAGGAGGUUGCAGCGUUUUCAGAUUCGUCGUUGCUCUUCUGCCAGCUUACUAAAAUUGGGAAUUAUUGUUAGGGGGUGCUCGAUUAGGGCUCUUUCUAAGAUUUCUUACUGAGAGUUAGCAUCAAAUUAGCAGGCUUCUGCUCUUUCAAAAUGUUCGACUUCUUGGUGGUUAAAUAUUUUUGUUGCUUUCUGAUUGGGUUUCGGACAUGUCUUAGUAGAAAGAAAUUAUACUUUCCCCCAUCAGCAGCAGCAAGAAUCGCGUUCAGCAUGGACAAAUUCUAGCCCUGUUCAUUCUUGUUAAAUCUUUCGUCUCCAUAAUAUGUGGUGUGUUUGUCUAAAAUAGUGGUCUCUGGUCACAUAUGUCUUGAAAGUGUGGGUGUGUGUGUGCACGCUGUAAAGAAUGUUUAUGGAAAUUUACAUUUUUAGAAAUUUCCCUGUCACGUCAAAAAUCUGGAGUCUGUUGGAAGCGAUUUAUCCGAUUGCCCUUGAGAAAGAGUUCCUGAAGGCAAUCAUUUGUUCCUCUUAUGGUUGGGAAAAUCACUUACGCCUAGAUAAUUGCCUAAAUCCUAAAGAGCAUCGACCUUUAAAAUCCUAAAGACCAGACCUUUAAUUUGGAAAUAGUCAUUGAACUUAGUGGAAAAAGAAAAAAAAAAAUCAGCAUACCGUUUUUGCAGAGGUUUAUCUUGCUCCCACCAUUUCCUUCAAAUUCUCAGGGUCUUUUAUAUCUUUUACAUUUGAACUGUUUUCUCCGUAAAAGUAAUCACAGGAAAGAAUGUUUGGCAAUGUCCCUGUUGCAGGAAUUAUGCUGGUGGGUUUGCGUUCCCGCACUGUGGCCCUCUAAUAGUUGUAUUUUAAAGCACUUUCUAGAGAGUUAUUCUGUUAGGCCUGCAUCCCUCUCAGAGACUGGGAAUAGAACACUGAAUAUUUAAUUUCUUUUUAAAUAGCUGUAAAGGUUUUUUUACUUUAAAACACUUGUUCUAGAGAUGGAUGAAUAAAACGCCUUUGCCUUUUACUGUUUUAAGCUUGA
Molecule: messenger RNA, 3699 nt
Organism: Tachyglossus aculeatus (Australian echidna)
Lineage: Eukaryota; Metazoa; Chordata; Mammalia; Monotremata; Tachyglossidae
Gene: CCDC138
Product: coiled-coil domain containing 138
Exons: 15
Coding region: 6-1985 (659 amino acids)
Source: RefSeq, a predicted model, not a curated record